Messenger RNA from Papaver somniferum (opium poppy), 1257 nucleotides. RefSeq names its product F-box/kelch-repeat protein At3g06240-like. Gene Ontology annotation, molecular function: protein binding. NCBI's taxonomy places the organism in Eukaryota, Viridiplantae, Streptophyta, Magnoliopsida, Ranunculales, Papaveraceae. Bases 1 to 1257 code for a protein of 418 amino acids. The record is from RefSeq and is a predicted model, not a curated record. The transcript has a single exon.
AUGUCGAUAUCAAGCCUUCCCGAAGAGAUUCAAGAAAAGGUAAUCCUCAAAAUGCCAGUGAAAUCCAUCUCUACUUGUAAGUGUGUGUGCAAACUGUGGUGUAAUCUAAUUUCUAGCCCCGAAUUUAUUAAAUAUCACCUUAAGCUUCCAUUGUGCUUGAAUAUAAACCAGCUUAUUAGUUUUCUUGUUGUAAAUAAAUCAUCUCUGUGCUAUGUCGAGUAUGAUUUUGAGAAUGAUGAACAAAUUAGCCAGAAACCUACAAAAGAGUUAUUCAACCUUGGCCGCCUUGGUUAUUUCGAGGACGUAGGAGAACAGGAUAUCGUGAUUGUUGGUUCAUGUAACGGUUUGGUUUGUUUAACAACAAAAAUUCACAAGUUUCUAUGUGGUCAUGUCUACAUCUGUAAUCCGAUCACCCGAGAAUGUUUAGAACUUCCUAGCCUCGUCCCGACUAACAAGGACUAUAAAGAUCAUGGAUAUGCCUAUAUGUUAUACGGAUUUGGUUACCUUUCAUCAAGUAACGAGUAUAAGGUUGUUCGAAUCAGCUAUUCAGGAAAUAAAAUAUAUUCAGGAAAAGUAGACGUAUACACAAUUGGGGACGGCAGGGGGUGGAGAUAUAGAGGAGAAAUCACAACAGAGCUAUUAGGUUGGUCAUCUACCCAAGGUAUCCUUGUCGACGGAGCACUUUUCUGGAUUGAUGAGUGUAGUACAGGUCCCUUAAUAUCAGUCUUUGAUUUAACGGAUGAGAAAUUAUACAUGCUUUCUGUACCACCUGCUUCGCCUUCCGACUGGGGAAAUUAUAAAUUGGGGGUUUUGACAGGACAAUUAUGUUUUUUCCGGGCAACCACAUAUGAUAGUUCGGUAAUAUGGUUAUUGGGAAAGAAUAUACAUGAUUCUGACGUGAAAGAACAAGGUGGUAAAGACAGGCACUCCCCAUGGAUAUGGAGCAAAGAGUCCGGUAAAGACGAGCACUCCCCGUGGAUUUGGAGCAAAGGGCCAACAGUGACACUGGAAGGGAUACUAAGGUACCGACCCUUAACCACAGCUAAAAAUGGGGAUAUAUUAUUCUUAUAUAGAGAAAAUUGGAACCAAGCAGAAACGAAAAAUGUCAUCAUUCGCUUUGACCCGAAAACCUCAGAUUCAAAUGAACUAGGAGAUCUGGGCUUGCCUUUGCCUGGUUUUAGUAAAGCCACAAUACACGUUAACAGCUACAUUUCCUUGAAAUUACUUGGAGAAGAAAAUGUCUUUGCCCGGUUAUGA